AACCGGACGUGCGAGUGCCUCAGCGGAAGUGCGGAAUUGAGAUGUUAACUCAGAAACUGUAUAUACACAGUGCCUGAAGACGAUUUCGGAAAUUAUUUAUUUUCAAUAUAUCGGUUUAAGUCGUCCUGCUUUCAGUCUCCGUUGCAGUUUAGUGCUCAACCUUUGUGUUAAAUUCGCGUUUCGUGAUUGGUUUGUGGUGAAAUCUAGAACUCAUCAGAGACUGGAAAGAUCCCAUUUGGAUUCAGACCCCUUCUUGACCACCAAUUAAUCCUCUGCUUCGCUAGGAGGAUGCCUGCACGGGACUCCCAGCAUCGAAUUAAAAUCUAUUCGGCAACUUUAGCUUAAUCAACAAGUUACUUUCGUUUACCCUUCGCUUCAAAGUCGGUCGUCGCUGCCAAAAGCGGAUUUCGAGUGAAAUGCUGGGCUAAAACCAGAAUCAGGCAGGAGCAACAUUUGAGAAGCCACUCUCAAAGGGAAUCGCUGAUUGACAGCAACUACGCGAGUUCAGGUGACGCAAACUGACUGCCAGAGGACGCAGUUUUUCCGGUCUUUUGAUUUCGCUUUUCUGCCCCGCAAUGCGGCAAUAAUUUGCAAAACUUUGAACCACCCUCUUGCUUCGAUUUGUGUUGAAAGUCAAGUUAUAUUCGGUCUUUAUGGAAUGUUAAAAACGUGCGCUAAAUAAUUCAAAUUAAUUGCAAAACGACUCUACAUAAUCGUGACAAGGCAGUUUGAGCUGAAACACCGACAAUGGCAAUGGAAUGGAUAACCGCAAUGGACAAACGUCCUUGCGACCGAAACCUGCGUGACGUGGAGCUUAUCUCGUGCCGCCUGCGCCGCGUGGAGCCGCUGUGUCGCCUUCCGGGCUCCGCGCUCCAACAGUUGGCCAUGUGCGGAUUCUACGAGGACCUGGAGAAGGGCGUCACACUGUUUCGUGCCGGGGAGCAGGGUCGCUUCUGGUAUGCAGUGCUCGGUGGAUCGCUGGAGGUCCGGUAUCACGCCCAUGCCGAUGCCGAUGGCAAGAGCGCCGUCACCUUGUGCAACCUGGGCGUGGGAGCCACCUUCGGGGAGUCCGUACUGCACGACUUGCCACGGGACAGCACCGUGGUGACGAAGACGACCUGCGAGCUGCUGCGCGUGGAGCAGCAGGACUUCCGACUUAUUUGGGAGAAAAACAAGGAGUUGAUGAACGAUAUUUUCACCAAUUGCAAAUUUAAGAACGGUUUUGGUCCUGGCGUACAAACAGCAGCCGCAGCCACAUCGCCCACCAAGCGACCCCUCAGCCCGGACCACCCCAACCCAGCGCUUCCCAUUACCGAGACGCCGAGUCCUGCUAUGAGCCGCAUGGGCUGGGCCCUACGCACCCUACUCGUGGCCGACAACUCCAGCUGUCUGAAGGAUCGCAAGGUAUCCGGCAAGCUAAUACGCAAGUGUGCCCCCGGCACCGAGCUCGUCGACUGGCUGGUCAACCUCUCGCCCAUCGUCCACACCCGCGCCCAGGCGGCGGGCAUGUGGCAGGCGCUCGUCGAGGAGGGAGUUCUCGCACAUGUCAACAAAGAGCAGCCGUUCAAGGACAAGUGCUUUCUCUAUCGGUUUCGCCUGGACGAAGAGGGCGGAACAGCGGCUGCGGGAGUGCCCCAGUCAGACGAUCUGGGAGCGGCCAAUGAGCACAUCCGUGAGGCACUAAGCGCUCUAUUCCAGCGUGGUCCGGAUGCCACUCUGCGGAUGAUACUGCGAAAGCCGUCGCACGAACGAACUUCGGAGGAACUGGAGCUGGUGUUCGAGGAGCUGGUCCACAUAGCCGCCCUCUCCCAUUUAUCGACCAGCAUCAAGCGGGAGUUGUCGUCGAUAUUCGUGUUCGAGGCUCAUGCCCAGGCGGGCACAAUAUUGUUCAAUCAAGGCGACGAAGGACGCUCCUGGUACAUCCUACUCAAGGGAUCUGUGGAUGUUGUGAUACACGGCAAGGGAACCGUCGCCACCCUGAAGACCGGCGAUGACUUUGGCAAGCUGGCCUUGAUAAACGACGCACCCAGAGCUGCAACCAUUGUCCUAAAGGAGAACAAUUGUCACUUGCUGCGCGUGGAUAAGGAACACUUCAACCGCAUACUCCGCGAUGUGGAGGCCAAUACCCUGAGAUUGCAGGAGCACGGCAAGGAUGUUUUAGUGCUUGAGCGCGUGGCCAAACAACGAGGACAGCAUUCCGCAUUCAAAUACACGGUCAUGUCGGGCACUCCGGCCAAGAUGCUGGAGCACCUGCUGGAGACGCGACUGGGCCAGUCGGUGGGUGGAAUGGACCCCUUCCUGGACGACUUUCUGCUCACGCACAUUGUGUUUAUGCCCGUUGUGCAGCUGGUUGAUGAAUUGGCCAAUUACUUCCAUUGCGACGCCCACGAGGACGCCCAGACGCCCGAGGAUCGUGAGUAUAUAAUCAACUUCAAGAAGCGCGUCAUCCAGUUCAUGCAAAAGUGGGUCAUGGCCGUUCGCCACGCGGCCUUCGAGGAGCCCAGCGUGUGCGACUUCAUCGAGGACCUGGCCGCCGAGGUGGAGGCCGAUCCGGACCUCAACGAGGAGACUAGCAUCAUCCACAACGUGCUCACCCAAAUGGCGCGCUACCAGGAGGACCGCAACCAGAACGCCGGCCAGAAGUGGAAGCUGCCACCGAAUGGCCAACCCAUCUGCCUCUUCAGCGGCAAUGCUACGCCAUCGAAGACAGUCAUACGGCCGGACGAUGAUAUCAUUUUCCGGGUCUACUGCGCCGACCACACCUACUGCACCCUCCGUUUCCCGAUGCACACCACGGCGGAGCUAAUCAAGGCCUGCGCCGCCGAUAAGCUGCAGCUGAACCGGGGCCCCGAGGACCUCGUCUUGGUGGAGGUCAAGUCAAACGGAGAACGCUCCGUAUUCAAAGACAACGAUGUAAGCAUCCCAACAGGCCUUUCGCUCAAUGGCCGCCUGUUUGUCUCAGUCAAGGAUCACCUGGACGCGCUGACACAGCUACAGGAGCAGGAGUGCCCCACGGAGGGCGUCGACAUCGACUUGGAAAUUCUGAGCACCAAGGAACUGGCCUACCACAUCACCCUGUUCGAGUGGGACCUCUUCUGGGCCGUUCACGAAUAUGAAUUGCUCUACCACACCUUCGGACGGCACCAUUUUGGCAAGAUCACGGCCAACCUGGAUGUCUUCCUGCGGCGCUUCAACGAGGUUCAGUAUUGGAUUGUCACCGAGCUGGUGUCCACACCCAGCCUGAGCAAGCGAGUCGGUCUAGUCCGGAAGUUCAUCAAGCUGGCGGCCUAUUGCAAAGAGUACCAAAAUCUAAACGCCUUCUUUGCCGUGGUAAUGGGUCUCUCCAAUAUGGCAGUGACCCGGCUGCAGCAGACCUGGGAGAAGAUCCCAUCAAAAUUCAAGAAGAUCUUCCAGGAGUUCGAGGCCCUGAUCGAUCCCAGCCGGAACCAUCGGGCAUACCGGGUAUUCGUGGGCAAGCUGCAGCCGCCUUUGAUUCCCUUUAUGCCGCUGCUCCUCAAGGACAUGACCUUCGCCCACGAGGGCAACAAGACCAGCCUGGAUGGCCUGGUGAACUUCGAGAAGAUGCACAUGAUGGCCCAGACGAUGCGCACCAUCCGCUUCUGCCGCUCCAGGAGUCUGGGUCUGGAACCACCGUCUCCCAAGAGCGAGGGCGAGGUGCGGUCGUACAUCAGUAGCUUCCGCGUCAUCGACAACCAGCGGGUGCUCACCGCCAUGUCCCAGAAGGUGGAGCCCACCAGAAAGCUCUAAGCCACAUGCCCCUGCCCCGAAUGCCCCGUUAUCGGAUUAGCUUGUAGCGUGUAUUAAGUGUCUAACCCUGAGUGUGUGUUAAUCAAACUGCAAUUAGCUGCACAGUUAUGAGCUUAGCCGGGCGGGAUGCCAAUUUGGGCCCCAGCACCCGCAGCCCGGACCAACUUUCAUCCACAUCCACAUACCCAGUCGCAGUCGCAUUAGCAUUGGCUUCGGCGUAUCUAUGGCCCAACUUGGAAACUAUCUCAAUCUUCUAAUGAACUGAACCCCAAAUGCAUUUCAAUGCAAGCGAGAAACUUUUUGCUUUAGUACAAAACGAAAGAUGGCAAACAAUUUGAAAUUCGGUAAUCCCGGCGGGAGCCGAAACGAAUACAAACAAAACUUGGACGCGUGUGAUACUAAACAUUUAGAGGAGGCAACAUCAAAACAAACAGCACUAACUGCAUAAUUUCCUACGAAACUUUACCACAUAAAUCCUACGCAAGCUAGUAAACUAAUUUGUAUAAUUGUAUAACGUAGCCGAGAGCAUGGAAUCUAUUUUUUUAAAGCCCCAACUAAAACCUACUAUUAAACAGUCUAGUUGAAGCUAGUUAUUAACAAGUAAGCUACCUAGCGAAUAAGUUAUUGUACCCUUAGUUUCGCCCCAUCAUUUUCAUUUGGUUGUUCUUUACGCCCCUAUGUAGCGCGACUCGCGAAAAUACAAAACCAUUUAUUAAUAUUUAUUUACGCAA
This is a messenger RNA of Drosophila serrata, 4499 nucleotides long. It is a transcript of the gene Epac, whose product is annotated as Exchange protein directly activated by cAMP. The record is from RefSeq and is a predicted model, not a curated record. Gene Ontology annotation, biological process: Ras protein signal transduction. Lineage: Eukaryota; Metazoa; Arthropoda; Insecta; Diptera; Drosophilidae. Gene Ontology annotation, molecular function: guanyl-nucleotide exchange factor activity. Gene Ontology annotation, cellular component: plasma membrane.